AUGUUGGGAAUGAUGGACUGGUUUUCAACAAAUUUAUUAAGGAAACGGAUGGAGGAGGAGGGGGGUAACGACCGUUGGGUUGAUGACCCAAUAUACGGAUUGAGCAGACUAGAUGGUCGGGCUCUGGACAGCUUGAACAAUAAUUCACCAAUAUUAACCAGCCAGGAGCUUUACAUUCUACGAGUAAUAGCACUGGUAGCAGCGAGCAUUUCAUUAAUCAGUGGUUUUGUUGUUGGAUGGUGGUUUGUACGCAUGAAGAGAAGCUUCAGACAUCAUCUCAUUAUGUUGCUGGUAUUUUCAGACUUCUUCAAAGCAAGCUGGCAGCUGAUAUACCCGGCGGUUGUAUUCACGAAUGGGGCGGUUUCGAGUACAUCGAGGUUUUGCCAGGCUGCUGGAUUUUUCAUGUCUAUGGGGAUUGAGGCUUCCGAUUUCGCGGUAUUGGUAAUAGCAGUCCACAGUGCACUCUAUAUUUUCCGACCCGGCCUAACAGCAAUCGGUGAAGGCGGACUGUAUCGAUAUCGUCACUCGGUUUACGUUGCGUGGCUCGCCUUUUCAAUUUUGAUGCCUUCACUAGCCUAUGUCAACAGUACACCAGCCUACACAGCCCAAGGUACAUUUUGCUAUCUUCCAGUACGCCCAUUCUGGUAUCGAAUGGCAUUAGCCUGGAUACCUCGAUACGUGAUUCUGGUCGUGAUUUUAAUAAUCUACGCCUCCAUCUACAUCUAUGUGCGAAUGAAGUUUCGCACAUUUCGGAGUCACGUGGGUGCCAGUACACUUGAGAUGGAUACGGCGGAUUUGGUUGCAGCAGAGCAACCUAAACCAAAUAACGGACAGGUGCCAGCAUUGGAUGACCAUGGACUGAUACCAGUAUCACCUAGUGGGGACAGCCGACAAGCAUCAAAUUCCUCAGACCAACCAUUUGCAAAGGCUUUGAUAAUCCCUCAGACCAUUGCGGAGAAGCUCAACUUUUCACCUUGCAACUCAGAACCCCGUGGAUCGACCUGUGAUGGCAACUCAUCAUCACCUUCACGUAGGGGAUCGUUGCCUAUGUCUGUUUCUAACAUGGAUAACAGCAAUAACACGCGAGGAGGGGGAGGGGGAGGCAGUCAGGAUGCAAGGAAUGCCAGGUUGCGGGGGAGAAGGAUAGCCAUCAGUCGACAACUACGACUAUUAUUCAUUUACCCAUUGGUAUACGCCCUUAUGUGGGUGCUACCCCUGAUAAGUCACCUACUACAGUAUCAGGACAAAUUCGUCAAAAACCCCAGCUUUCCAUUGGCCUGUAUGGUUGCGUUCACAAUACCUGUGCAGUGUGCGGUGGAUUGUUGGUUGUUUACGAUCCGGGAGAAACCAUGGAGGUAUAUCCCGAAAUCUGACGGAAAAUGGUUUUGGUCAAGAUACGGGUUCUUUGCAGGAGAGGAGCCUGCAACUAGCAGAAAUGAGGGCGAUGGUUGGAGGAAGAAGAAGAAUAUGAGCUUUGAGGCAAGGAAGGCCUACGAGAGAAGGGAGGAGGAGAGAAGAGAAGCAGCGGAGGUUUGGUUGACGAGGCAGGAGGAGAAAGGGAGACGACCACCGAUGCCCCGAAGAUCAGACACAAACUGGUGGGAUAUUGUCGACAAUGGCGAUAUUGCGGAGGAAUCAGAAGAGGAGAUGUCUGAAGUUGAACCUCGUGGCCGCAUAGAUGAGUUAGGAGCAUUAGAGGAUGGGAGAGGACCUAUGGGAGAGGAACCACCGAGCAAUCAUUAA
Morchella sextelata is the source of this 1743-nucleotide messenger RNA. RefSeq lists its product as uncharacterized. Gene Ontology annotation, cellular component: plasma membrane. The record is from RefSeq and is a predicted model, not a curated record. Gene Ontology annotation, biological process: adenylate cyclase-activating G protein-coupled receptor signaling pathway. Lineage: Eukaryota; Fungi; Ascomycota; Pezizomycetes; Pezizales; Morchellaceae. Gene Ontology annotation, molecular function: G protein-coupled receptor activity. The coding region runs from base 1 to 1743 and encodes 580 amino acids. The transcript is spliced from 3 exons.